Molecule: messenger RNA, 1881 nt
Organism: Zasmidium cellare ATCC 36951
Lineage: Eukaryota; Fungi; Ascomycota; Dothideomycetes; Mycosphaerellales; Mycosphaerellaceae
Exons: 4
Coding region: 1-1881 (626 amino acids)
Source: RefSeq, a predicted model, not a curated record
AUGGAAAAAGAGCCUUUCCUCACCACCUCCCCUCCGCCACUCAAGCGCCAAUCCAGAAAGAAGCAGUUCAGCUGGGACACAGCUCCCGCCCUGCCGCACCUAUCCUACGAAAGCUGCCACGGGGAUUUCCAAUGUGCGCGAUUGGAACUGCCGAUGGACUACUGGAACGGCACGACGAACGACACCAUCGGCCUCGCAGUGAUCCGUCGACCGGCCGCCGUGCCCGUCACGGAUCCUCGCUACGGAGGCGCCGUGCUGCUGAACCCCGGAGGCCCCGGCGGCUCAGGCAUCGGCAUGGCGCUCGGAGCCGGGGGCAAGAUUCAGAAAUUCAUCGACUCGCAGGAUGGCAAGUUCUUUGAUAUCGUCAGCUUUGAUCCCCGUGGGGUGGGGGCGAGUUCGCCGCAGAUGCGGUGUGUGAAGGAUGAUUGCGAGGCGAAGAGUUGGCUUUUGAGGGUGCGGGAGGAGGGGACGCUGGGGAGUUCGGAUGCGAGUAUUGGGAGAUUGUGGUCGAUGAUGGGGGCUUAUGGGUUGAGUUGUUCGAUUUUGCCGGAUGGGAAGGCGGAUGUUAGGCAGUAUAUUACUACGGCGUCGGUGGCGAGGGAUAUGGUUUCGUUGAUUGAGGCGCAUGGGGCUUGGCGGGAGCAGGAGGCUGCGAGGCUGCUGGGGAAGGGGUGUGCUUGUUCGAGGGCGAGGAAGAAUGAUAUGCCUUGUGCUGAGGUUCCGGAGAUGGUGAGAUAUGUCAAGGGCGAAGAGAAGAUUCAGUACUGGGGCUUCUCAUACGGGACGUACCUCGGGUUGACUUAUGCUGCUAUGUUCCCGGACAAGAUUCAUCGCUUGGUGGUUGACGGAGUUGUGGAUGCUUACGACUACCGACAGACUUUAUGGUUCGACAAUCUGGUCGACACUGAGCGAGACAUGGGCCUUCUCUACUAUCACUGCGCCAGAGUCGGCUACCCUACGUGCACCCUGGCGAACGAGACCGGGAAGACGACUGAAGAAGGCGUCAAAGCGAGGUUCGCCAACAUUCUGGAGAGCCUUUACCACAACCCACUGCCAGUCGUCCAGGAAUGUCACCCAGAAGUCAUCUCCUACAGCGACGUCAGAAGUCUCAUAAUGGCCUCGCUCUACUCUCCCGUGCAGGCCUUCCCCUUCGUAGCCAACAUGCUCGCUAGUAUCGAAAAGGGCGAUGCAGUGUGGUUUGCAAACUUCCUGCUGGAUUACUACAAAUUCACUUGCCCUGGAUGCAGCAACACCCCUUCGAUCAGCGAUGCCCUACGCAACAAAACCAGCGAUACCACACAAUUGUCUCCCGAUGCCGGUAUGGGAAUUGCGUGCACCGAUGGCGAAGAUCAGUCAUUCCUCGAUCGUCCACUUUUCGAGGAGCAUAUCAAGAACCUCACCAAGCUUUCACCCACCAUCGGACCUGAAUGGGCGAUGAUUCGUUUGGCGUGUGCACACUAUAAUGUUCGACCUUACCACCGCUUCACGGCGCCUUGGGAGGCUAAGACGAGCCAUCCGGUCCUACUGCUUGGGAAUACUGCGGAUCCGGUUACACCUCUGCGGGCUGCGAAGAAGAUGUCGAAGGGAUUUGAGGACGCUGUUGUCCUGACGCAGGAUUCGCCGGGUCAUUGUACGCUUGCUUCGGUGAGUAAGUGUACAGUGGGAUAUGUGAGGAAGUAUUUCCAGACGGGAGAGCUGCCUCCAGUCAACACAACCUGCAAGGUCGACGAAGUGCCUUUCGGCUCUGGCCCAGACGAAGUUAGCGGCGUCAUGGACGAUGAGACGAGGCAACUGAGCGAGGAUGUUGCCAGCGUCCAGGCAGCAUUAUAUCAGGCGGGUGGUGCCUUCAUGAGACCUAACAAAGGCCUCGAACAUGGCUAA